This is a messenger RNA of Tachysurus vachellii, 2241 nucleotides long. It is a transcript of the gene itpkca, whose product is annotated as inositol-trisphosphate 3-kinase Ca. Gene Ontology annotation, molecular function: inositol-1,4,5-trisphosphate 3-kinase activity; inositol tetrakisphosphate kinase activity. Bases 266 to 1528 code for a protein of 420 amino acids. Gene Ontology annotation, biological process: inositol phosphate biosynthetic process. Gene Ontology annotation, cellular component: cytoplasm; nucleus. The transcript has 7 exons. The record is from RefSeq and is a predicted model, not a curated record. Lineage: Eukaryota; Metazoa; Chordata; Actinopteri; Siluriformes; Bagridae.
CACCUAACACGCAAUCACUGGUGAGGAGCACGCGACUGACGUGAACAUGCUGCAGUCUGGUGUUAAAUGGAAGCGUAUAGCGUAAAGUAUCCCAGAAAGGAUUAACGCAUUAAAGGCUGAGUAAACAUCCGGGUUAAAGAGGUCUGAUUAGCCGAGCACGCGCACACACACUCACACACACACACUCACACACACACACACACACACACACACACAAGAGGAUCAGUGUAGAUAGCGAGACCUUUAUGGUACAGGAGUGAUUGUGAUGACUAAAACCCCCGGCAGCGCUGCUCCAUGUUCGGAUGUUGGAGACAUGAUCCACACGUUACACUGGCCGACUCCAGCAGCGCAGCAGAGCCGUGUUGUCGCCCUGCGUGCUGCUCCUCCUCCUGAGCUGCUUGUGACCUGCGAGCCCUGUGUGGCCCAAUACCAACAGAAGAAAAAGAGCGGACUUUCCUGUGGCUCUCAAGCCGAUGAGGAGUCGCUGUGCUCGGACAGCGGCUUCGGCGGCUCCCCCGCCUCCUCUCUCGGGCUCUCAGGCUGCUCCUCUUUGGGCCUCUCGCCUUCCUCCAGUUUUGAGGACGAGGACGAGUUUAACGUUAAUAAUGAAGGGAAAGAAACUCCGACACAGAACGACGUGGAGAAGAAUAAAAACAUGGUAAAUUGGUCUCCUGUUGUGGUGCCUUUGAACAAGCGUGCUCCCUGGGUCCAAGUGGUUGGUCAUGCAGGUAAUUUUCAGACAGCUGGUGAUGGGAAGCUCCUGAAGAAGUACUGUGCAAGCGAGCAGCAGUGUCUGCAGCAUCUCAUGGAUGACGUGCUGCGGCCCUUUGUGCCGUCAUACCAUGGCGUGACCCGGCGAGAUGAGCAGGAUUACAACCUGAUGGAUGACUUGCUGUCUUUCUUUGACUCUCCCUGCAUUAUGGACUGCAAAAUGGGAAGCCGGACCUACUUGGAGGAGGAACUGAAGAAAGCGCGGAAGCAUCCUCAGCCUCGUAAAGACAUGUUUGAGAAGAUGGUAGCGGUGGACCCUGAGGCUCCGACUCCAGAGGAAAAAGUCCAGCAAGCGGUACUUAAAACCAGAUACAUGCAGUGGAGAGAGACGCUAAGCUCCACAGCCACACUGGGUUUCCGAAUCGAGGGCAUCAAGAAAUCAGACGGUUCCUGUAACACCAAUUUUAAAAGGACAAAGUAUAAGGAGGAGGUGGUGCAGGCGCUGGACGACUUUGUUGACAGCAACGUCUUACUGCUGACAAAUUACCAACAGAGAUUAAAGGAGCUGCGGCUGGUGCUGGAGAAAUCAGACUUCUUCAAGACGCAUGAGGUGGUGGGCAGCUCUCUGCUGUUUGUUCAUGACCAGAGCGGCCGUGCUGGUGUGUGGAUGAUCGACUUUGGAAAGACCGUCUCAGUGCCUCCUCCUCUCACGCUGGACCAUCGCAGCCCAUGGGUGGAGGGAAACCGGGAGGACGGCUACCUCUGGGGCCUGGACAAUUUUAUUGACAUUUUGACUGACAUGCUCGCUGUGCAGUGAGAAGGAAUGUGCAUUUUAUCGCUUUCAAGCAAAUCUCUGUAAAUAUAACACUGUAAAUAGAUUUUUAUUUCAUUUUAUUUUUAAUAUGGUAUAGUUUAUAUUUCGUUUGUUGGUAUUUGGAUGGAACCAGUAACUUUGUGUCUGAGAAAAGAAUUUUUACUGUAGGUUCCAGUUUUUCAAGAAAUGUUGUCUUUAAAUCUGCUAAUAAGUGAAUCAUGACAUUUUGCGGUUAUUUUGCAGCCAAUAUAAAUCAAUGGUGCUUGUUAAUCUGGUGCACCAAUUACUGGAAAGAUGGAUUUGUUUUUAGAUUUUUGUUAAUGUUUUAAUUAUGUAUUUUUCUUUAUGCAGUCAAAUAGCUGAUGAAUUUGCAACUCAUACCCUGACCUAUGCUGUACUACACAUUACUUGGUGAGUUUACUUGCAAGAAAGAUGUGUGGCUCCAUCAACAGGACCAGAUAACUAUAUAUAUACAGCUGUGUCUGGAUAAUUCACUCUAGAGUCUUUUGCAGUUUUGGGCCCUACAGGGAACAUUGUCCUUUAAAUCUUGUAUAUAGUCGGCAUGUUUGUGCCUUGUUUACUACCGUAGACUUGAUGAUCAUGAUUCUGUGAUUAGAUUUCUGUGAAUUGGACUGUUCUAGUUCCUGAUACCACUACAGAUUGUUGUGCUUUCAUUUGUUGAUUUUGUCAACACAAUAAAUGUUAACUGGUGUUGA